AUGGCUGAACAAGUUGUCACUCCUCCUUCUCCAGAGUCUCCAAAGAUGUUGUCGUCAUCUUCCGGGACUCCUGAACCUUCUACUGAAGCCCCAACUAAAAAAAAGUUUGGUGAACACACCUUGGUUGAAGGUGACUAUGAAUCCGCUCCUUCUCUUAUGUUCGCUGCCUUGGUUGUGCUUUCCGUCACCUUUGUGGGGUUCACUUUCGGUUUCGAUACCGGUACCAUUUCUGGUAUCACCGGGUUUCCUGACUAUAUUGAAAGAUUUGGUCAAUUGAACCACGCUACUGGUGAAUACUACUUCACUACCACCAGAAAAUCUUUGAUUAUUGCCUUUUAUUCCGUUGGUGGUGGUGUCGGUGGUAUCUUCUUAUCUGGUUUCGCUAACACCAUUGGUAGAAAAUACUCGCUUUUGAUUUUCCUUUCUAUUUACGUCGUUGGUAACAUUAUUCAAAUCACCUCGGGCCAUGGCAAAUGGUACCAAAUGUUUAUUGGUAGAAUUAUCACUGGUUUGUCGUCAGGGGCCUUGGCCAGUGUCGCUCCAAUGUUUGGUGGUGAAUUGAGUCCUGCCAAGUACAGAGGUGCUUUAGUUUGUUCUUUCCAAUUAUUCCUUACUCUUGCCAUCUUUUUGGGUUACUGUUGUGAUUACGCCACCAAGGAACACAAUAGUGGUGCUGCCCAAUGGAGAAUCGUCAUGGGUUUGAAUUUCCUUUGGGCCUUUUUGAUUUUCGCUCUUGUGUGGAUCGUGGUUCCAGAAUCCCCAAGAUACUUGGCUGAAAUUGGUAAAGGUGACAAGGCUAAGGAAACUAUUGCCUACAUCAACAAAGUUCCAUUGAAGUCCAGAUUUGUCGAAGAAGAAUACAAGGCUAUCGAAGAAGGUAUCUUGACCGAACAAGCUGCCGGCACUGCCUCUUGGAAAGAAUUGAUCACCGGUAAGCCAAAGAUUUUCCCAAGAGUCGUUAUGGGUUUCAUGAUUAUGGCUUUGCAACAAUUAUCUGGUAUCAACUAUUUCUUCUAUUACGGUACUACCAUUUUUGCUGCCGUCGGUUUACAAGACUCUUACCAAACUGUGAUUGUCCUCGGUGUUGUUAACUUUGCCUCGACCAUUUUCUCCUUAUAUUUUGUUGACAAGUUUGGUAGAAGAAGUACCUUGAUUGGUGGGUCCAUUGUCGGUGCCAUUGCCUUGUACAUUUACACCAUUUUGGGGGUUGUCGCCUUGUAUCCUAACGGUAGAGAUGAAGCCUCUUCUAAGCCAGUCGGUAAUGCCAUGAUUUUCCUCACUUGUUUGUUUAUCGCCGCCUUUGCUGCCUCUUGGGGUGCCAUUGGUUACGUUAUCUUGGCCGAAUCUUUCCCAAUCAGAAUUAGAGCUAAGGCUUCAUCUGUCGGUAUCUUGUCUUCUUUCUUGUGGAACUUCUUGAUUUCUUUCUUCACUCCAUACAUCACCAACGCUAUUCAUUUUUCCUUCGGUUUUAUCUUUGCCGGGUGUUUGACCUUUGCCAUUGGUUACAUCUACUUCACCGUUUACGAAACUAAGGGUUUGACUUUGGAAGAAGUCGAUCUCAUGUACGGGGACAAGAAGUGUAACCCAUGGAACUCUGCCAACUGGAAAAAUAAAGACAAGAGCUUGGAUGAAACCAAGGUUGAUUCCACCGACGUUUCUGAACACGAAACUGUUUAA
Saccharomycopsis crataegensis is the source of this 1677-nucleotide messenger RNA. RefSeq names its product sugar porter family MFS transporter. Gene Ontology annotation, cellular component: plasma membrane. NCBI's taxonomy places the organism in Eukaryota, Fungi, Ascomycota, Saccharomycetes, Ascoideales, Saccharomycopsidaceae. The coding region runs from base 1 to 1677 and encodes 558 amino acids. The record is from RefSeq and is a predicted model, not a curated record. The transcript has a single exon. Gene Ontology annotation, molecular function: carbohydrate:proton symporter activity. Gene Ontology annotation, biological process: transmembrane transport; carbohydrate transport.